CCUGUAGUUUGGUAUGCAUACCCUACAACCACUUAACUGUAUGAUGUGCCUACAACGGAUAGCCUACUGUAGGCUAACUUUAUACAGCGGCACCUUCGCAUUUCGCAAACUGCUUGACAACUUGUAGCAAGUCACGGGACGGUUUGCUUAGAGAGUUGCUCCGAUAUCGUAUGACAGGAAACUAGAGUCACUCCAAGCCAAACUGCGAACUGACUCAACGUUCAUUCGGAAUCUACACCUAAUUUCGUUGGACUACAUUAUUCCGAAUGAUAACCUAUUUUGCACGUUUUGGGAACUUUUAUUUUAGCCUACUUGCCUUGAACUGAGUUUCGUUGUAGCUCAGGUCGAUAAUGAAAGGAGUACCGUUUCGUUUCUACUCUGGGAUGAAGCUGGAGUUGAUGUGACAGUGAAGUAUUAUGGAAAUAAACGGUCUUUAACCUAGCACACUUUCUUAACCUUACUGGCCAAAACAUUUUCUCUGAAUCGAGUUUUGGCUUCUCAGUGGCAGGGGAGGCAGAAGGAUCAAAUUCGUGACUAUAGCCUACCAAACAUUAAAAUGGAAACGGAACCUCUACUAUCUGGGAGCAUAAAUCGGGUUUCGGACGAUUACGGUUCUCAGCCUUGCAGUGGGCACCACGGUGGGGAAAUUCCGAAAACAAGACGGCUAUCUUACUCGGUGACCCGAGAUUCUUGUUGCUACGAGGGUGAUAAUGAGGAUCUGUAUGUCCAGCAAGCAGUCGUGUUUAUUGAAGAUGCCAUACAGUAUCGAUCCAUCAACCAUCGAGUGGAUUCGAGAUCACUACGGUUUUACAGAUGGUACUACUCCUGGCUCUGGCAAUGGGGGUUGGGCGUUGUCAUCGCGGUCGUCCUGGCACUGGCCUUCAUCGAGAGACCCUCCUCCCUGACCCUCACCUCGGACCCGCGCUUCAAGCAGCGCCCCUGGGAGCCCCCCUGCGGCCUCACCGAGAGCGUGGAGAUGGCCUGCCUCGUCGUCUUCGCCCUCGACCUUGCCGUCAAGAGUUAUCUGAUUGGCUGGGAGGAGUUCCGGAAGAACAAAUGGCUGAUUGCUUACAUCGUGGUCAUCGCAGGAUCAAUCAUUGAUUGGACCUUAUCGAUGAGCAUGGCUUGUGAUGAGAAUUUAAGAAUCAGAAGACUUUUCAGACCAUUCUUCCUGCUUCAAAACUCAUCACUGAUGAAGAAAACUUUAAAAUGCCUCAAGAGGACUCUGCCGGAAAUCGCCAGUGUGAUUCUACUCCUGGCUCUCCACCUAUGCCUGUUCACCAUGUUUGGAAUGUUGCUGUUCGCCAGAGGGGAGAAUUCAGAAGAAAAUGGAGAGUGGGAAACAUAUUUUAAAGAUUUACCUCAGUCUCUUUCCUCUCUGCUGGUUCUGCUCACCACAGCCAAUAACCCUGAUGUGAUGAUUCCAGCCUAUUCUUUAAAUAGAGGAUACUCAGUCUUCUUUAUUCUCUUCAGUGGCUUUGGAACAUACUUCCUAAUGAACCUUCUGACCGCUAUUAUAUACAACCAGUUCAGGGGAUAUUUACUGAUGUCCAUCCAGACCUCCAUCCUGAGGAGGCGGCUGGGAAUCCGGGCAGCCUUCGAGGUGAUGUGCUGCAGAGGCCAGGUCAAGCCCAGCCUGGGGAGCCAUGUUGAACAGGUGCAGGUGGAAGUAGUACUGCAGGUGAUGAGGCUGGUCCAGAUGAAGUCCUACUGCAGGCAGGCCAUCAUUGUGAAAGCUCAGCAACACUCGAAUGGCUAUAUCCAGGGAGAGGCUUUCCAGAAGCUGUUUGAUGAACUGGACAAGGACAGGAUCAAAGAGCACCCUCCGAUGCCAGCGUACGGCUCUCCGGUCCUCCAGAAGAUGCAGGUUGUUUUCAGCCAUUACUUUGUGACGGUGGCAGGGAACGCCGUCGCCCUGGCCAACGUCAUCUGCAUCUGCACUAUCCUGGUGAUGGACUCCAAUAAGUCUAUUGCAGAGCGGGAUGACUACUAUCUGGAGGCGAUCAACUGCUUCUUCAUUGUGUAUUACCUGCUUGAGAUGGUGCUGAAGAUCUUUGCCUUUGGGUGGAGAGGCUACCUGUCCUACAGAAGCAACAUCUUCGAUGGGCUGCUGACGGUGCUUCUCUUAGUUUUCCAGAUUUCCAUAUUUGCCACAUACAGACUGCCUUAUCCUCAGUGGAACCCCGCCACACGAGGCUUCCUGUCUCUGUGGGAAAUGGUGCGUUUGGUCAACAUGCUGAUCGUCUUCCGCUUCCUCAGGAUUAUCCCCAACAUCAAGCUGAUGGCUUUGGUGGCCAGCACCCUGGUGGAUCUGGUGAAAAAUCUCCGGGCCUUUGCUGGAAUUCUACUGGUGGUGUACUAUGUGUUUGCUGUCCUUGGCAUUUGGCUGUUCCAGGGAGCAAUCACAGUUCCACCAACAAUGCGGAACUCGUCUACAAUCAAUGGCACCUCUAAUUCCACUGCAGCAUGUGGCUCCUAUGAGCAGCUGGGCUACUGGCCUAACAACUUUGAUGACUUUGCUUCCUCCUUGGUGCUCCUCUACAACAUCAUGGUUGUCAACAACUGGCAGGUGUUCAUGGAUGCAUACUCCAGAUAUACCUCUGAAUGGUCCAAGGUCUACUUUGUUUCCUGGUGGCUAACCUCAUCCGUUAUGUGGGUCAACUUGUUUGUAGCCUUGAUUUUGGAGAACUUUAUCUAUAAGUGGGACAGGAGUCACGCCUGUUCCGUAGCAGAUGUGGAGAGGACCGGAUACCAGACCACAGUGCAGCUCAUGUUCAGAGAACACGUACAAGAGCCCACAGAGGAGGAACUUCUCACCAAACUACAGCAGCACCCUCACCUGCACCUCAGCCGAUGACCCUGUUCCAUACACAUACCUGUCCCACACACACAAACACCUGCACCUCAGCCGAUGAAACUGUUCCAUACAUAUACCUGUCCCACACACACAAACACCUGCCCCUCAGCCAAUGACCCUGUUCCAUACACAUACCUGUCCCACACACACAAACACCUGCACCUCAGCCGAUGACCCUGUUCCAUACACAUACCUGUCCCACACACACAAACACCUGCACCUCAGCCGAUGAAACUGUUCCAUACACAUACCUGUCCCACACACACAAACACCUGCCCCUCAGCCAAUGACCCUGUUCCAUACACAUACCUGUCCCACACACACAAACACCUGCCCCUCAGCCGAUGACCCUGUUCCAUACGCACACCUGUCCCACACAUACAAACACCUGCCCCUCAGCCAAUGACCCUAUUCCAUACGCAUACCUGUCACCUGUUUACCCUGUCCCACACUCACCUCCACCUCACCUGUUUACCCUAUCCCACACACACGCGCCUGCACGUCACUUCUUAACCCUAUCCCACACCUCCACCUCACCUGUUUACCCUAUCCCACACACACCUGCACGUCACUUCUUAACCCUAUCCCACACCUCCACCUCACCUGUUUACCCUAUCCCACACACACACCUGCACGCCACCUCUUAAACCUGUCCCAUGCCCCUGCACCUCACCUUCAAGUAUGACUCUAAAACCGACCUAUGCAACACGUGCCAUUGAAAGAUGUAUUUUGAUAACAAGCUAUCUGUCAUAACCACUUGCUGGAUCAUGACGACACCUCUUCCCUUUACCUGGGCUGGCCCACUAAGAACCGAGGGGAUUGGAAGGGCCAGAGAUACAGAGACAGUUGGCUCACAGCUAGCAUUAGCAGAGAUGUGCACUGGAACCUGGUAGCCUGCCUACCAUUAGCUGUGCACUGGAAUGCACUAGCCAGCCUGGCGUUAGUGUUAGCGUGAGCGCAGCUCUGCACUGGAAUGCACUUGCCAGCCUGGCAUUAGUGUUAACGCAGCUCUGCACUGGAAUGCACUAGCUAGCCUGGCAUUAGUGUUAGCGUGAGCGCAGCUCUGCACUGGAAUGCACUAGCCAGCCUGGCAUUAGUGUUAGCGUGAGCGCAGCUCUGCACUGGAAUGCACUAGCCAGCCUGGCGUUAGUGUUAGCGCAGCUCUGCACUGGAAUGCACUAGCCAGCCUGGCGUUAGUGUUAGCGUGAGCGCAGCUCUGCACUGGAAUGCACUAGCCAGCCUGGCGUUAGUGUUAACGCAGCUCUGCACUGGAAUGCACUAGCCAGCCUGGCGUUAGUGUUAGCGCAGCUCUGCACUGGAAUGCACUAGCCAGCCUGGCAUUAGUGUUAGCAUGAGCGCAGCUCUGCACUGGAAUGCACUAGCCAGCCUGGCGUUAGUGUUAGCGUGAGCGCAGCUCUGCACUGGAAUGCACUAGCCAGCCCGCUGUUAGCAUGAGCACAUUUGUGCACUUGAUUACGUGCUCCUGGGCUGUGGUAUGCUGUAGGUGGCUCAGGGUUGGUGUUAGCCUGACUAUGGGAUGACUAAAAUUGUAGUUUUCUGUUGUGAUCUGACACUACAGACCAAAACCUGAUUUUGUGGAAAACAUGCAUUUAGGCCAACAGUUGCCUCAGCAUUUACUAUAUCAGACAUAUUCAUUAUGGCACAGAUGCUUGUGUUAAUACAGGAAGUGGCAGAGAUACUUGUGUUAAUACAGGAGGAGGCAGAGAUGCUUGUGUUAAUACAGGAGGGGGCAGAGAUGCUUGUGUUAAUAAACAUAUACAGACAUAUACAGCCACGUGUCAGCAUACAUUAUAUAAUAUUCAGUUAUAUAUAAAUUUAAUUGUAAUGAGUGUGUGAAUUUAGGCCAAAGUUGUGUUGUUAUUUUGAUGACAGUAUUUUCAAACGUUGUAACUUUGUAACAUUUUGGUCUUCUUUUGUAAUGUUGCAAAGUUUUUCUCUUGGAUGGUCUUAAAGGUUUCAUUUUAGGUAGAAAAAGGGAAGUUUAAGAUGUGUGCGGAAACACAAAGGGAAGCCACUGAUGUUUAAAUGUGGGCUCUACUGAUGCACAUAGAUGGACAUCUCUUGGGUGUUCUACAUGUGUGUCAGAAAUGCUGUGUUUUUUUAUUGUGUAAUUUCCUGAUAUGUAUUCUUUUGUAUUGUGCAACUUGCAGAAAGGUAAUGUUAUGUUGUGUAGUUUGCUGAAAUGUUAGCAUAUAUUUUUUAUAAACCUGUGAGAAAAAGUAUUAGAAAAUUAUAUUGAAUAUUCAGCUUUUAUUUUAUGCUGUUUUGAAUUGUGUUAUACAGUCCCCUCCAAAGGUAUUGGAGCAGCAAGGCCAAUUCCUUUGUUUUUGCAAUACACUGAAUACACUUGGGGUUGAGAUAAAAAGAUGAGCAUGAGGCAAGAGUUCAGAAUUUCGGUUUUUAUUUCCUGGUAUUUACACCUAGAUGUGUUAAACUACUUAGAACAUAGCACCUUUGGUAUCAGACCACCCAAUUUUUAGGUGAGCAAAAGUAUUGGAACAGAGAGUAUUUAAGUAAAUGAAAGCAAAUAACAGUUAAUAUUUGGUAGCAUAUCUCUUGCUUGCAACAACUGCAUCAAGCCUGUGACCCAUUGACAUCACCAAACUGUUGCAUUCUUCUUUUGUGAUGCUUUUCCAGGCUUUUACUGCAGCCUCGUUCAGUUGUUGUUUGUUUUGGGGGUUUUUUCCCUUCAAUCUCCUCUUCAGGAGGUGAAAUGCAUGGUCAGUAGGGUUAAGGUCUGGUGAUUGACUUGGCCAGUCUAAAACCUUCCACUUUUUCUCCCUAAUGAAAUCCUUUGUUGUGUUGGCAGUGUGUUUUGGGUCAUUGUCUUGCUGCAUGAUGAAGUUCCUCCCAAUUAGUUUUGGACGCAUUUCUCCGUAAGAUGGCAGACAGAAUGUUUUUGUAGACUUCUGAACUCAUCCUGCUGCUACCAUCAUGAGUUACAUCAUCAAUAAAGAUUAGUGAGCCCACUCCAGAAGCAGCCAUGCAAGCCCAAGCCAUGACACUUCCUCCACCAUGCUUCACAGAUGAGCUUAUAUGUUUUGGAUCAUGAGCAGAUCCCUUCUUCCUCCACACUUUCCAUCACUUUGGUAGAGAUUAAUCUUGGUCUCAUCAGUCCAUAAAACUUUGUUCCAGAACUUUUGUGGCUCAUCUCUGUACUUCUGUGCAAAUUGUAAUCUCGUCUUCCGAUUCUUACUACUGAUGAGUGGUUUGCAUCUUGUGGUAUAGCCUCUAUAUUGCUGCUCUCUAAGUCUUCUUCGAACAGUUGAUUGAGAUACCUUCACUCCUGUCCUGUGGAGAUUGUUUGUGAUGUCACUGACUGAUGUUUUGAGGUUUUUCUUCACAGCUUCCACAAUGUUUCUGUCAUCAACUGCUGUUGUUUUCCUUGGUCGACCUGUUCGAUAUCUGUUGCUCAGUACGCCAGCGGUCUCUUUCUUUUUCAGGACAUUCCAAGUUAUACAAGCUAUCCCCAAUGCUUGUGCAAUGGCUCUGAUCGAUUUCCCCUCUUUUCUAAGCUUGCUUUUCUCCCAAAGACAGCUCUCUGGUCUUCAUGUUAGUUUAUCUUUUAUAGCACAAAUGCCGUUUUCACAGGCAAAACUCAAGGCUAAAACCAAGAGCAGACAUUCAGAACUAUUUAUUGUUUAACCGAUCAAUCUAACAGGACACAUCUGGGCAACAAGAAACACCUGUCAGUCACAUGUUCCAAUACUUUUGCUCACCUAACAAUUUGGUUGUCUGAUACAAAAGGUGAUAUGUUCUAAGUUGUUUAACAAAUCUAGAUAAAAAUACCAGGAAAUAAAAGCUGAAAUUUGGAUCUGUCAUCUCAUGUACAUCUUUUGACCUCAAACUCAAUUGUCUUCAGUGUAUAGCAAAAACAAAGGAAUUGGCCUUGCUGUUCCAAUACUUUUGGAGGGGACUGUAAAUGAUGUGUUAAUAAUGCUAUGUAUUUUAAAUACGAGUUAUUUCAAAGUGCAAAAAUGAAUGUAGUUUAUUGUAAAAUAUGUUUUUUCUGUUACUAUGCCCAUGUAAUACUUCGCUGGCAGAUACAGUUGUGAUUUCUCCUAGUGAGACCCAAUCUCCAACCGUUCCACAGUAAAAAUAUACACCUGUAAAA
This is a messenger RNA of Anguilla rostrata (American eel), 6992 nucleotides long. RefSeq names its product two pore channel protein 2-like. The record is from RefSeq and is a predicted model, not a curated record. The transcript is spliced from 25 exons. NCBI's taxonomy places the organism in Eukaryota, Metazoa, Chordata, Actinopteri, Anguilliformes, Anguillidae. Gene Ontology annotation, cellular component: lysosomal membrane. Bases 557 to 2857 code for a protein of 766 amino acids. Gene Ontology annotation, molecular function: voltage-gated channel activity; ligand-gated sodium channel activity; intracellularly phosphatidylinositol-3,5-bisphosphate-gated monatomic cation channel activity. Gene Ontology annotation, biological process: calcium-mediated signaling; transmembrane transport; endocytosis involved in viral entry into host cell.